Messenger RNA from Andrographis paniculata, 1243 nucleotides. Its product is annotated as AUGMIN subunit 1. Gene Ontology annotation, biological process: spindle assembly. NCBI's taxonomy places the organism in Eukaryota, Viridiplantae, Streptophyta, Magnoliopsida, Lamiales, Acanthaceae. Gene Ontology annotation, cellular component: HAUS complex; cytosol. The transcript has 6 exons. The coding region runs from base 67 to 1035 and encodes 322 amino acids. The record is from RefSeq and is a predicted model, not a curated record.
UCAAAAAAAUUUGAACGAUUAGUGGGUUAGGGUUUUGAAUUUGGAAAUCGGAAUUGGGAAGCAAAAAUGAGUGAAUUUGUUGGGGGUUCCGAUCCUCCUUCUCCCGCUCUAUCAAUGGCGUCGUCGUCGGAGCCCUCGAAGAGCGGCGGCACUUCCGCCGGCUUUGACGCAAACCGAAUCGCGGAAGUGAAAGCAUGGCUCGUCGCACAAUUUGAUGCCGCCGGCAAAGACGUGCCUGAUUUCGAGUACACUCCGCGGAGCAUUGCCCACUUACACAACAUUGCAACGCUUUCGCAAGCCAAAACUCAGGCCGCCGCCAUUGUAGCAAAUGAUUUUCGUCAUAAGGCAGCAGAAUAUCGCUCACAAGGGGAUUUAGCAGUUUUUGUUUGUCACACAGCUGCUAGGAUAAGAGAGAUCCUGGAGCAUGUGGGAUUAGUGCAAGAAAGUUUACCUGCAAAUGUGGUGUCAUCUUCCCAAGUUCUUGCCGGAGUGGCGAAUCUGUUGAAUAUUAGGGAUACUGAACUAAGUAGUUUUCUUGUAGCUAUGGCGGAUCUAUCCUUGAGAAAAACAGCAGUAGAAGAAAAGAGGGCUAAAGUUCAGCAGGAGUCAAAAGAGCUUCUUGACUAUACCCGGAAAGCAAUUGCAAGAUUGACUUAUUUGAAAAGAACGCUUGCACAGUUAGAAGAUGAUAUACCUCCUUGUGAAUCUCAAAUGGAGACGUGGAAGACAAACUUGGCAAUAAUGGAAUCUAAAGAAAACCAGUAUCUGCAACAAUAUUCGAAUUAUAAGGCGCUGCUCAACCGUGUGGGCUAUAGCCCUGAGAUUAGUCACGGGGUGUUGGUAGAAAUGGCAGAACACAAGAAGGACCUGGAGAAGAAAACAAAACCGAUUCUCGACACAUUGAGAAGUUACCAAGACUUGCCCCCGGACAAGGCUUUGGCGGCACUGGCAAUCGAGGAUAAGAAAAGGCAAUAUGCGGCUGCUGAGAAGUACCUUGAAGAUGUCUUGCAGUCGGCCCUUGCUUCUUCCGAGUAAUUAAUAUCCAUCUAGCGUAUGCUGCUUCAUUUACUUGUGAGUAAUUUUCUUUUUUAUUUACCUUUCGUCCCGGCUAUGAAAAUGUUUGUGUAGAAAUUGUAUUACAUCUACUUAUGUGAUCGAUCCUCUAGCAUUGUCUCGAUGCUUUUUGGCUAUGUUGUUUGGAAAAGUUUGGGUACUAAUGAGUAUAUAUAUUGUUCUCUAGAAA